GGGAUCAGCCCGCCCGUCCGUCCACCCACCCGUUGCACUUACAUGUUCUUCCUCCUCGCCCCGCGAAGGGUCAAAGUUUGCUAGCAACAAUAGACAGAAAAUAACGGGCAGAAAAUUGAGGAUUAUCAAGCGGACUUUUUCACCCCCUCCCCUGUCAAGACAAUGUUGUUGAGAGGCAUCAUUUUUGCUCUACUUUGCUGCUUUACGCUCGUUCCUGUGCGGGCAGAAGGAAAUGGACUGCGCAGGCAGAAAAGAGAUUGGAUUGAACAUCCCAGGCAGCUGAAGGAAAACCACGACUACUCUGGCAUAAACAUUGGCAGAAUUCGCUCCGAUAAAGAGAACUUCACGACAAUAUUGUAUUCGCUAAAGGGACCUGGUUGUGACGAGCCUCCAUUUGGUGUAUUCGGGGUGGACCAAAGAAGUGGCUUUUUGAAAGCCUAUAAAGUAUUGGACCGAGAGGAGAUUGCCUUUUAUGAUUUAAAAGGAGUGGCAAAAUAUGAAGACGGGUCUCGUGCCGAAAAGGAUGUUGACAUCCGAAUUACUGUUGUGGAUGAAAAUGACAAUCCCCCCAUAAUCAAAAUAGGCCAAGUGGGAACUGUCAAGGAAUCAUGCGUCGCAGGCACAAUUGUCAUGAGUGUGAUCGCCACCGACGCAGAUCAAGAGGGCACCAUAAGCUCCCAGAUCUUUUACAGCAUCGUGGAGACACACAGCACUGCCGGCAUGUUCACUAUCCACUCUAAGACCGGAGAUGUCUCGGUUCUGCGAAACACUCUGGACAGGGAGAGAAAAGAUACAUACAAGGUGGUCGUCAAAGCUUCGGAUUUGAAUGGACAACCUGGAGGAAACGUAGGAAUGGGUGAAAUUGAGAUCAAAAUCCUGGACAUAAAUGACAACGUCCCCACUCUGGAAAAAGAAUCGUACGAGGGCAGUGUGGAGGAGAACACCGUCAACGUGGAAGUGCUGAGGAUCCAGGCCAUUGACUUGGAUCUGGAAUUCUCGGAUAAUUGGCUGGCCGUCUUUCAAAUCAUCUCAGGGAACGAAGGAGGCUAUUUUAGCAUCACGACCGAUGCUAAAACCAACCAGGGGAUAAUCAUGAUUCAAAAGGAGCUGGAUUACGAGGAGCUCAAGUCCCUCAACUUGGCGGUGGUUGUUUCCAACAAGGCCAGUUAUGAUUUCGGAAGCUCCACGUCCAUCGUCUCAAAGUCGUACUCGGUGAAGAUCAACGUGAUCAAUCAGAAGGAGGGUCCCCGAUUCCAGCCGUCCGUCAAAGUGGUGACUCUGUCUGAGGACCACACGUUGAUCUCCAUCAACUCGGUCAUCACCACAUACGCCGCCAUUGACAGCGACACGCAGAAAAUUGCCACCAACGUGAGGUAUGUUAAAUACCGCGAUGAUGACAACUGGUUGAUCGUGCAUGAAAAAAACGCAGAAAUUAGGCUGAACAAACUGCCCGAUCGAGAGUCCAAGUUUUUGAUCAACGGAACGUACUACGCCCAAAUCAUAUGCAUCAGCCAGGAAGUGUCCUCAAAGACUGCCACGGGGACCAUUGCCAUUCAGGUGGAGGACUUCAACGAUCACUGUCCCAAAGUGACCGCCACGAGUCAGACCAUGUGCUACGACCAAAACUUCAUCUACGUCACGGCCGUAGAUGAAGAUGAGUUCCCCAACUCUGCCCCGUUUGAGUUCACUGUGAUUUCGACCAGCAGCCACGGGAAGUGGUCGGUGGAACAUCUCAAUGGCACGACGGCGAUCCUGCGAGAUCAAAAUAACUUGCGGCCAGGCAUGUACAAAGUGGCUGUUGAGAUCAAGGACCAGCAAGGAAAGUCGUGCGGCGACUUUCAGAUGCUUGACGUUGUUGUGUGCACGUGUGAGGAAAACACUAAAACGUGUACGGCCCACAUUGAAAGGCGUUCCGAUUUUGGUGUUGGAGGAAUUCUACUUUUGCUGUUGGGACUUCUGCUGCUGCUCUUGGUGCCGCUUCUGCUGCUCUUCUGCUUGUGUGGAGGGACCGGAGGAGAUUUCAAAGCCAUUCCGUUUGAUACCAAACAGCAGCUGAUCUCCUACCACACCGAGUGUCAAGGAGAAGAUCGGGAAGUUCCUCUCAUACACAUCCCAGAUGGUGAACAGGGGAUCAUUUCCAAGGGCAUGACCUUGGGAGGAAAGGGCUACUUGGGGGGACUGGUUGAAGUGGGUGGAGCGCUCAUCUCUGGCAAUGAGCACUCCAACUUAACAACCAACAAUGUGCACCUGUACAACGAGUACAACCAAUUUUCUGGCCAUGGAAGGAUGAAUGUCACGGAUGGCAGGACGAUGACAGGACAGGGUCACUUCUCCCAGUAUGGAGGCGGGGCCUUUGACGACCUGGCUGUGUCCGAUCACUUCCUGGAGGAAUACUAUUCCAGUAAGUCCAACCAUGCUGCCCAGAAUACCCAGGAGAUAGAUACCGCACUAGUCUAUAACUACGAGGGCGGGGAAUCUCUGUCAGGUUCCGUAGGCUGCUGUAGCCUCCACGAGAAUGACAACGACUUCUCGUUCCUCGAUGACCUGGACCCUAAAUUCAAAACCUUGGCUGAGAUUUGCAAGGGGUCAUCUCAAGUGGAUGCAGACAUAUGUAUCCAUCCAACGGUCAGACCGUUGUCUCCUGUCAGGCCUUCCCCUCAGAAGCAUGUCCAAACUCACACGGAGAGCAUUAGAGACCAGGAUCGCCUCCAUGUCGACACUCUCAGCACCUCCAAGGUAACAUCUGGAAAAUCCACAAUUGUCCAAGAGGGAUCAUCCACGCUCUCUAAGGUCCACGUUCAAGACAAUGUCGUGAUUCCCGGUCAAACGCUGCUCGUGCAACAGCCUGCCUUGUACUACGCCUCGGCGCCCAUGUAUGUCGUUGAGCCCCAGUCCCAAAUGGUGCUUGUCGCGGGAGGCGCCCAGCAGGGAGUGGGACAGGUUGGGCUGGCCCAAGGCCUGGUCCAAGUCGGUCAACAGGGAGUGGGUCGGGUUGGGCUGGCCCAAGGCCUGGUCCAAGUCGGUCAACAGGGAGUGGGUCAGGUUGGGCUGGCCCAAGGCCUGGUCCAAGUCGGUCAACAGGGAGUGGGUCAGGUUGGGCUGGCCCAAGGCCUGGUUCAAAUCGGGGGCCUCCAGGGAUCUCAAGGGAUGGUACUUGUGGACGGCCAAGUUGGGCAGGUGGCUCAAGGAACCUUACCGAGACAAGUACUGGUGGUGGAGAACGGGUCUACGGGUGGGGGGCAGAGUGCACAGGUGGCCUUCGUCCAGAACGGUCAGGGAUCUGGCGAGCAAACAACCUUAUCUAGACAAGUUUUGCUGGUGGAAAAGGGAUCUUCGGGCGGUGGUGCACAGGUAACCGUAGUCCAGACAGGUCGGGGAUCAAGUGAGCAUGGAUUGGAUGUCAGGGGUCAAAGUGUGCAGGCUAGGAGUUUCUCAUUGGCUUCUCAAGAUUCCACAGGGUCAAAGGAGGACUUUGUCCUGAAAGCCAAACCCAAGUCGCAAGUCGGCCAGAGGGUGGUGGUGCAGCAGCGCAAGCAGGUAUCGGUUACAGAGAGGAAUAUAGAACCGUUGUCUCGAGCUUAAAGUUAACGUUUGCUAUCGGCAUGUCCACUGGAAACACUCCUCACUGUAUUGCUGAUAUCUUUUAUGCAGUCCCAAUAUUCAUAUUGUUGGUUGUGGGUCUUGAACCAAGUUCUUCCAGACCCUCACUUUUGAAACGGUUUAUGAUGAUUUGGUUGAGUAUUUUACAAACAGUAUUUUGUUUACUUGUGAGAAACACAAAGAUAGCAAAUGCAGGUAUGGUCAAGAUAACAUCAUAACCGUGAAUCACAAUACAGCUAUUACAGAUAAUAAUAACCGAGAUGUAUUGGAUAUAUUGGAAGAACCUUACACCCUUUACAGCACAGAGUGAAUAAACACUAUCGUAUUUGCUUUUUCAUUUGAAAAUAAUAAGCUCUAGAGAACAAGGUUUCUGUUUUAGAGCCUUUAUGUGCAACAAUGCGUUUGGUGUGAUUCUGAUAAAUUAUCAGUUAGUAAUAGUUUAACUUUAGGAAUGCCUGGAGCUGACCUUGUGAGGAUUGAGCUUUAGUUAUAGUGCAACUAAUCAGCGACUGUUUAUUUGGGGUCUUUGAAAUAGAUCUGCAGCAAUAACACAUCCGAAGCAUUUUCGCUAACAUAACCCAACGUGCUUUAAAAUCCUGCAACCAAACGCGAGUAUGGAUGCAGUAUAUUUCUUUUUGUUUUGUACUCCUUCCUAGUUUUACAAAUGGGAGGAAUAAUGAAUUGCUUUUCCAUGAGAUGCUUUUUCUCCCUUUGCUUUUGAUACGCAAAUAUUUCAUACAAGUUGUAACAUUCAGAAUGUAAAUAGCCCGCAUUAAAGACAGCGAAAUCUGUCAAAGCAGAUUUGUUA
This is a messenger RNA of Syngnathus acus (greater pipefish), 4408 nucleotides long. RefSeq names its product desmoglein 2 like (gene dsg2l). Gene Ontology annotation, biological process: homophilic cell-cell adhesion. The coding region runs from base 163 to 3582 and encodes 1139 amino acids. Gene Ontology annotation, molecular function: calcium ion binding. Gene Ontology annotation, cellular component: desmosome; plasma membrane. NCBI's taxonomy places the organism in Eukaryota, Metazoa, Chordata, Actinopteri, Syngnathiformes, Syngnathidae. The transcript has 14 exons. The record is from RefSeq and is a predicted model, not a curated record.